Molecule: messenger RNA, 1347 nt
Organism: Microthlaspi erraticum
Lineage: Eukaryota; Viridiplantae; Streptophyta; Magnoliopsida; Brassicales; Brassicaceae
Source: the annotation of a GenBank genome assembly
AUGGGACGACAAAAGUUCCACGCUUUUAUGUUCCCAAUGUUCGCUUUUGGUCAUAUGACUCCUUACUUGCAUCUAGCCAAUAAGUUAGCUGAGAAAGGUCAUAGGGUUACUUUCUUGCUGCCCAAGAAAGCUCAGAAACAGUUGGAACACCUCAAUCUGUUCCCAGACAGCAUCGUCUUUCACCUCAUCACUGUUCCCCACGUGGAUGGUCUCCCUCCUGGCACCGACACCGUCUCCGAUAUCCCCGUCACGUUGUGGAAGAACUUCACCGAAGCCUUUGACCUGACACGCGACCAGGUCGAAGCCGCGGUUUGUGCCCUGAAACCGGACCUGAUCUUUUUCGAUCUUGCUUACUGGGUUCCGGAGGUGGCAAGAGAGCAUAGUGUCAAGAGUAUGAUGUACAACAUUGUAUCAGCCAACACCAUAGCUCACGACCUUGUCCCUGGUGCUGAGCUCGGAGUUCCUCCACCUGGUUAUCCUUCAUCAAAGGUCUUGUACCGCGCACAUGAUGCUCACGCCUUGUUGUCCUUAUCCGUCUACUACAAUGAAGUUUACUUCCGGGUCACCACAGCAAUCACGAACAGCGAUUUCAUCUCGAAUAGGAACUGCGAAGAGAUCGAAGGUAAAUUCUGCGAGUAUUUGGCUCGUCAGUACCAGAAGAAAAUCCUCUUGACGGGUCCAAUGCUUCCUGAGCCAGACAAGAGUAAACCACUUGAAGAUCAAUGGAAUCUUUGGCUGAGCGGGUUCGAGCCAGGCUCUGUGGUGUACUGUGCACUAGGCAGCCAAAUCACUCUCGAGAAAGACCAGUUCCAAGAGCUCUGUCUAGGAAUGGAGCUCACAGGUUUACCAUUUUUUGUAGCGGUAAAGCCACCAAGAUGCGCAAAGACGAUUCAAGAAGCGUUACCGGAAGGGUUCGAGGAGCGGGUGAAGGGGCGUGGAGUGGUGUGGGGAGGAUGGGUGCAGCAGCCGUUGUUUUUGGCUCAUCCAUCAGUAGGUUGCUUUGUGAGCCAUUGCGGAUUCGGGUCAAUGUGGGAGUCUCUGAUGAGUGACUGCCAGAUAGUACUGCUUCCGUAUUUGUCUGAUCAGGUUCUCAACACGAGAUUGCUCACAGAGGAGCUUGAGGUCUCCGUAGAGGUGGAGAGAGAAGAAACAGGAUGGUUCUCUAAAGAAAACCUGAGCGAUGCCAUCAUGUCUGUGAUGGAUAAAGAUAGCGAAAUAGGGCGCCGAGUGAGGAGGAACCACGCCGAAUUGAAUGAGAUUUUGGUUAGUCCUGGAUUGUUAACUGGCUACACCGAUAAAUUUGUUGAUACUUUGGAGAGUCUUCUCUACGAUACAUAUCUUAAGUGA